Aedes albopictus (Asian tiger mosquito) is the source of this 5615-nucleotide messenger RNA. RefSeq names its product netrin receptor unc-5. Gene Ontology annotation, biological process: motor neuron axon guidance; netrin-activated signaling pathway. Gene Ontology annotation, cellular component: membrane. The coding region runs from base 1983 to 5471 and encodes 1162 amino acids. The transcript is spliced from 11 exons. The record is from RefSeq and is a predicted model, not a curated record. Gene Ontology annotation, molecular function: netrin receptor activity; protein binding. Lineage: Eukaryota; Metazoa; Arthropoda; Insecta; Diptera; Culicidae.
AAUACGAUUCAGUAGCGCAAAAAAAAAUAAGAACGAAUCCUACCAACUCGUCCAAAACCAAGACCUCUAACAAUGGUUAAUUUAAUUUUCCAAUUGCAGGUAUCACCUGGUCCAAUAGAGGAUCUCACCCUCGAGCUUUUGCUGUUGCUGCUUCCACACUACACACUACACACCGCUUCAGCUUCAAACGGCUUCAACCUCGCUCUCUCGCGUGUCUGCCAGCAUAGCUAACCGAUCUCUCCCAACAAUCAUCAACCGGCAAGCAAGUGAGCGAGCUUCGGGGCAGGCAAGGCAGGAUCGCAUCGCCCUCCAUGCGUCCGUCCCAGCGAGCUCAGUCAUCGUCGCGGAUGCAAUGCAACCGGUCGUCGUCGUUGUCGCCGCGCCGCCGGGUGAUGUUGUAACGAGCGUGUGUGGAGUAGAAACUACGAAAAAAAGCGAAAACCGGCUUCUGAAGCGAGCGCAGAGUAAUAUGUUACUCGACUAGAGAACGACACAGCGCUUCUACUAGGAGAAGUUCGUUUCGUUCCGUUCCGGGGCUCACUCCUCGGGGAAGAAGGAUAUUUAUCCGAACAACGACACAAACGACAACGGAAGUGCCACCGCCGUUCCUCGCGCCUUCGCCGGUCGUCCGUCCUCUCCGUGCUUCACGUCGUUGGGAAAUUUAUAAGAGUGCUGUUUCAAUUUGUGUGAAAGCGAAUCAAGCGCGAAUAAGGAUGUGAAGUGAAAAUCUGCCAGGGACAUAUACGUCGUCCUGGUCCUGGAGAAGUGCUAGCAGAAGAAAAAUUGCCAUUCCGGUUGCCCGGAAUAAAUAGUCGGGGAAUCGAGAAGAAAAGUGGUCUGCUCUGUGAGCUUGGUCUGGAUCGACCCUCUGUGCUGGUGUAGUGUGUUUCUUGCGACCCUAAGCGGGCCAAUUUUCCGACAAGUCGACCGGAGAGUGUUGUAAGCCUGGUCCAAGUGAGUGGCAAAUGUGCAUCGGAUGUGGAAAGGGGUUUUUCCUCUCAAUUUCAUCAAUGCUCCCAAGCAACGGCCGGCGUCAAAGUGGGGGGCUGAGCGGAGCUUGAAACAAAAGAAGAGUGAAAAGUCAGUGUUGUGGUGAUUUUCACCCGGUUGGUGGAAGAUUGGAAAGGUUCUGUGGUGGGGUGCGCAACGAAGAGUGGCAAGAGUGUAAUUAAAAAUUUAUUGAAAAAAUCUUAAUUAGAAAACGGGUGCGCAGCACCAACCUCCGAGAAGUAGAAGCAACGUGUGACCGUGUGACGUUCGGUGAAAUUAUUUGCUGUUGACGUUGAACGUUCGAUCGCUUGAGGAGUAAGAAAGUGGAAGAACAGAAACAAAACAUUGACCGUUCGAGAGCUUGGGAGGCGUUCAGGAAACAUCGUGGAAAGCUGUGCUUGCUCGUUCGUACGUACAAGUACCGGAAAGUUGAUCGACACGCCAACAGCGACCCAUCACCACCGCCAGCCACACACAGUGCCAGCAGCGUGGAGACAAAGCUUCGCCACCGCCACCCAUCAAGUUCCUGCUGAACGGUGCACAAGACUGACAACCAAGCAGCCGGGAGAACCGCGUAACGUAGUCCUGUCUGUUGCAGCCACACCAAACCACACAUACCUACACAACAGCGAUUACAGGCGGUUACGGUUUUCGCUGCUGCUACUGCUACUGCCAUGUACGCUUACUCCACAUUGAUGUAUUGUUAUACCCGUGAACUGAGAUUGUACUCUGUCGUACAAUAGCUUCUAAAAGUUAGUUCCUCUGCCUCGCGAGAGACGACAACUAGCGUUUUUUUUUUCUGGUCCUCACUGAUCCGGAACACACGUACGCCGGGUACACGUGCAUCCUAGUGGGAGGCAACCCCUCGCGACCGCUGAGUGAAUGAAGCCACCGAGUCUGCUGGCAAACGGCAGACCUUAGAUCUCCCACUUGAACUCUGUCUGUAUCCUACCUAUACCAGACCAGUGUGCCAAGGGCCAAAGGCAGAUAACAUGAGCAUAAAUAAAGUUACGCUGUUUCAAUUAUUUAUUAUCGCUCUCUCGCUGAGCCCGGUAAUUGGCUCCAAAGUGAAUAAAGAGCGACAAUUGAGACAGCAGCAGCACCACCACCAGAAGGAUGCUGCAUCAGAUUUUGGUUACAUCUCGGAUUCGCACGGACUUCCCACCAGGUUCGGUGACGAGGACGAUGUGAUAUUCGCUAAAAAGCAAAACGAAAGCGGCAACCAGCAUCACCUUUUGGGGGGUGGAACAGGAGGAGGUGGUGGCAUCCUUGGACAGGGUUCGGUGUCCAAUGUGAAACCGUCGCUGCUGGGACACGGAACCAGCGACGACUACGAUGACUAUGAUUAUGAGCAAGAGCUGGAUCAUCCGGAUGAAAACGAUAGCCGUGGUGGGGGUGGCAAGGAGGGUGGCGGUGCCAAUGGGCACGGAUUAGAUUCGGGAGAUUACACGGAUGGAUUCGAUGGCGAUGCCAUAGAUCACAUUGAAAGUUUUGGCGAUGGCAGCGAUAGUACCAGUUUGCUUCCGGUAUUUCUGGUGGAGCCGCAGAGUACGUACGUGAUUAAAAACCGACCGGCGGUGCUGCAGUGCAAAGCGUCACAUGCGUUCCAGAUCUCGUUCAAAUGCAGCGGCGGCAACAAGCCUCCACUGACGACCCACGAGACGCAUGUGGAUCCGCACACCGGCGUGCAGCUGCAGGAGGCUAGCACUACCAUAACCCGCGAGCAGGUCGACGAGUUCUUCGGCCGGGGACCGUUCAAGUGCGAUUGCCAUGCCCGGUCCUCGCGGGGCGUUGUGCGGACACAACCCGCCACCAUUCAAGUCGCAUACAUCAAGCGGCAAAUCAGCAUCACGCCGAAGUCGAUCCGCGUCGAGCUGGGUGGCCGGGCGGAGAUCAUUUGCAACGUGAACGCCACCCCGGUCGCCAAGAUUUCGUGGCUCAAGAACGGCCUCCCCCUGGUGGCGAACCCCCCGGUGGUGAUCACCGUCGACGAUAAGGUGCUGAUCGCACACGUCACCAUGCAGGACAUGGCCAAUUAUACAUGUGUUGCGGAGAACAUCGCCGGCAAGCGUGUUUCGGACCCAGUCAGUCUCACCGUCUACGUUGACGGAGGUUGGGGUUCGUGGGGUCCCUGGACCGAUUGUAAAUGUCCCGGUCACCCGAAGCAAGGUCAGAAACGAACCCGAGUAUGCAACAAUCCACAGCCACUGAACAGUGGAGCUCCCUGCGUCGGCCACAACACCGAAACCACUCCGGACUGUCUGCCGUGCACAGCCGGCCGGUGGUCGCCGUGGUCCGAGUGGAGCGAGUGUGCACCGGACUGUACCCAGACGCGUCACAGGUCCUGCAUCGGUGGACCGGUGGCUGUGUCGUCCUCGUCGUCAUCGUCGUCAUUGUCGUCGGCAGCGGCUGCCCUGGUGGCCAACACGACCAGCGGCAGCCUGAUGGACAAACAACAGCCGUACUACGAUGGCAGUACGAUCAACUGCGUCGGCAAGAGCCUCCAGUCGGCCAAAUGCACCGGAGGGGCGUGCAGCUACAGCGUUCAAGGAUCCAACUGGACCAUCUACGUAGGGCUGGCCCUGACGGCGGCCAUCUGUAUCGCAAUUGGAGCUGGUUUGAUGCGGCUGGCUCGGCGGAAGAAAACGAUUCCGGCGUACAAUCUUGCUAGAUCAGAAAUGCCAUCCGAGUACUUCCCGACCGAAAGCAAGAAGCUAACCCAUUUUCAGCCCGAUUUGACGCAGAAUACGGUGGCCAUAAAUUACGAGUAUCCCCUAACGCCACACCACCAGCCGUCCUCCCAACAUCAUCUGCUCCAGCAACAGCAGCAGCAGCAAUCAGCGCACCACGGAAUGUCGGUGGACAGGAUAGGCGGACUUCAGCAGCAACAGCAGCAGCACCCGGGAGGACUUCACCAGAGCAAUUCGCUCAAAAAUUCAGUGCCCUUCCCGCGGUCCAACUCGGAGCAUCACUACGAUGUGCCUCAUUUGUGUAAUAACUACAUGUACCCGCUGGACAAAAUCAGCAUCAAUGAAUCAUACUCGUCGUCCAGCUACUCGAAGCGUGUCUGCAGUGUGGAGUCCUUGGCCACAUCGACCAACACAUCCGGUGACUCCAACUACGACCAAGCCCUGAUAAUGAACUCCACCCUGCCGACCACGGUCGAUCAAACCAUAUCCAACGGCCUUCGAACCACCGACUACACCCAGAUGACCCUGACGCCAGCGGGUGCCUUGAUGCGGCUCAAUACCUACUACGUGGCUCUGCUCAUCCCGGAGGGUGCCAUCUCCAAGCACCAGAAGCAGAGCGUUGUCCUGUCCAUCGUCAAGGACGAAAAGUUCUCCAUCCAAAGCCCGGGAUCGCGCAUCACCUUCCUCAGUCCGGUGGUGUUCUGCGGCCCUCCGGAUACCAAAGUGCACAAGCCGAUCGUGCUGAAGGUGCCGCACUGUGCGGAGAAUCUGUCCAAUUGGCAGUUUUCUUUGUACCACUCGGCGGAUGGGUCUGGAAGGUGGAAUGAGUCAGUUACCAUCGGGAAGGAGAACAUCAACACACCGGCGUUUGUACAGAUAGACAAACGGUACGCGUACGUGUUGACCGAGGCCUUUGGGAAGUAUGUGCUGGUGGGCGAGUCGGCGAACGACAUCCAGGAGCGAGUGGCCUGCAAGAAGCUCCGGAUGUUCAUUUGCGGUCCGUCGACGGUGCCGGAGUUUUCGGAUGUUAGCGUAAGGAUAUACAUAGUGGAGGAUAACCCGGGAGCCGAGGAGCGCUGUAGAUACUGUGAACAGGAGAUUGGAGGAGUGCUGCUGGGGAAGAGUACGGUGCUGUAUUUCUCCGAUAACAGCCAAGAUCUGUGUAUAGAUAUUAGAUGCGUAGGAGGGUGGAAAUCGAAGCCUUACGGCGAUCGACAGGUGAUACCGUUUUCGCACGUGUGGAACAAUAGCAACUCCACGCUGCACUGUAGUUUUACGCUGAGUCGGACGGAGCACGAUAAGUGCGAUUUCAAGAUCGAUGUACAAGCAAUACAGGAGAAUUGCGGCUUCAACGUGGCACCGUCGACGCUGACCAUUUCGUCGUUUACUCCUCUCUCGAAAGAUGGCAGCAAUUGUCAGCAUUCGUCAAGUUCCUUCGAAACGAUGACCAUUUGCAGCGUGGGCUCGAAUUCGGCCAAUGGCGAACACAACGUCAUCAACACGGACAAAUUCCGGUUGAGCAAACUGGUGAAAAAGAAGCUGUGCAAGUGUUUGGAUCCGCCGACCCAGAAGGGUAACGACUGGCGAAUGUUGGCCGCACAUCUGAGCGUGGAUCGUUACCUGGCGUACUUUGCCACCAAACCCUCGCCCACCGAUCAGAUCCUCGAUCUGUGGGAAUGCCGAAACCGGGAUCUGAACGCGGUCUGCAAUCUGAUCGAGAUCUGCCGGAAUAUGGGUCGUCACGACGCGGUUAGCAUAUUGCAAGAGAUUCAAACGCCUUCCUGGUUGUAGAUAUAUAGGUUUUAGUCAAAGGUUGGAAACAUGAUAUAUACAGAGGCGCAAUCGAUGUCGGUUGUUGGACAUAAAUAUACGUAACCAACGGUGCUUCUGUUGCCACUAUUGUUGGAAAAAUAUACCUUCUAAACGUCAAACACC